Molecule: messenger RNA, 1355 nt
Organism: Daphnia pulicaria
Lineage: Eukaryota; Metazoa; Arthropoda; Branchiopoda; Diplostraca; Daphniidae
Product: speckle-type POZ protein-like
Exons: 2
Coding region: 133-1182 (349 amino acids)
Biological process (GO): proteasome-mediated ubiquitin-dependent protein catabolic process; regulation of proteolysis
Cellular component (GO): cytoplasm; nucleus
Molecular function (GO): ubiquitin protein ligase binding
Source: RefSeq, a predicted model, not a curated record
UUGUCGUCUUGUUAUUUCUUGGCUGCAUCAUUUCACGACGAGUAUUCAGGAAAGUAGGUCUAGUGAAUUAUUGAACAAAGGAAUCAUAAGGACUUUGGGUGUCAGGUGUGCCAUCAUUUUUGCUGAUUGAAGAUGGAAGCUUUAAAAUGGAUUGAUUCUGGAAGCGUAAACGUCAAAGUUGCGUUCGACUGGAACGUGCAAGCCAACUUUCUUGAAACUGUAGAUGGGAAAGGCUCAGAUUUGUCAUCUGAAUUCUUUGCCUCGAAAGAAAUACCAAAUCAUCAAUGGAAAUUGCAACUCUCUGAUUUGGGAACCAAAAUAAGAAUCAGCCUGUUGGAUUACAUCAACACCGAAGGCAUUUUGGCAAAUAUCGCCGACCCAUUUCAAGUCAAAAUCGCCAUCGUCGACAAAAAUGGAGAGAAGCUUCACCAACAUGUCGUCUACUCGCACAUCCAUACUUUCGUCUACUUUGAAUUGUCGAAAGAAGAAAUUAUAAAAUCAAAUCGUAGGCAAGUAGACGGCAGUCUCACCAUCAGUUGUGAGAAUGAAUGCAUGGUCUGGAAGCCUUUGUCUGAUGGCAUACCCGUACCUGUGGAUAUCAACUGCACCCAUCAACUGGCGGCUCAGCUCAAAGAAUUAUUUGAUGACAUGUCGUUCAGUGACGUCAUUUUAAAAGUCGGCGGCAGCGAAUUUCCCGCCCACAAAAUUGUUUUAGCCGCCAGAAGUGAAGUCUUCAAAGCCAUGUUCCAACACCCUACCAAGGAGAAAUCGACCAAUCACGUCGAAAUAGAAGACACCGAACCGGAAAUAUUCAAGGAGCUGCUACGAUUUAUCUAUACGGGACGUUUGACUGCUGAGACCAUGGAAAAGAUGGCGGUCGGACUUUUGGUGGUGGCCGACAAGUAUUUGUUGACGGAACUGAAAGCUGCUUGUGAAAGGCAUUUGAUCAGAUUCAUGUCGAUUCAAAAUUGCCUCGAAUUACUUUUGCUGGAAGAAAAUGAUCACCACCCAGCGUAUGGAUUGCGGAAGGAGGCAAUUAACUUCUUUCGGCUCCACCCAGCCGAAAUCAUUUUGACCGAUGGAUGGGAAAAGGCCAAAAAAGAGAAUCCAGCUUUGCUAUGCGACGUCCAGGAAGUUGUGUUGUGCUCCAAACCUGACAACGAGUUCCGCUUAGCGAAAUAAAAAUGUUUCCAGCGCAAAAUGAGAUACCAACGUCUUCUUGAAUAACUAAGACAAAGUUAAUUUCAAAAUUCCAUUAAGAUAUGUUCUACAAUACAAAAUGUAAAUGUCUUGUGUAAACUGUGUAGUGUCCUGUUGUGUGCCAACAAAGAACAUACAUGAACAAACGAUUUAAA